AUGCCAAUCAACAAAGUUUCUCUCAUCACCGUGCCCUCAACCGCUGAGACCCUCACUGCAACCUUUGUGACAGGCGAGCAGGGUAAAAAAACAGCACUACUCAACGCACGUGUUACACAGCUGGAGGAGGAAUGGCCGAAGAUAAUUAUAAUGCUCAAGAAAAUGGAGAGGUUGGUCCGGGAAUCCUUGUCGAAGCAGAGAGAACUGGAGGAGGACGUCCAGAAUAUGCAGGAGUCCCUGAAAAAACAAGAUCUCCGGCACAAACAACAGCUUGACGUCAUGGCAUGGAGGUGGAGGAGUUCUAUUGAACCAAUCCACGCACGUGUGGAGGCGCUUGAGAUGGUGGAAGAAACGGAGACGAAAACAGAUUCCAGAGGUACCACCAUUGGCGGUCCGUCGUGGAAUUUGUACACAAGCAAGUGCACAGCUCAAUCUUAUAAAGGAGGAGCACCUGCAGAAAUCCUGCGUAUGAAAGAGAGUUUGAAGCAGGCAAGGCUGAGCCUGAAUAACAUUAUUGGGAGGACAUGUGUCAAAUUGGCCCAGGCAUGGAUUGACGGGGUUCAUAUCGACGCCAAAUUAGUCCAGAGACAAGCUAAAGUGGAAGAGAGAAAUCAGAGACGAUAUUCCAUGUGUGAGGGAAGGGCGGACAUCACCAACGUGUGGGAAGGAGAUAUCUACGACAUGUUGGUGUAUAUGCAUGAAUGA
Messenger RNA from Suillus subalutaceus, 705 nucleotides. RefSeq lists its product as uncharacterized. The coding region runs from base 1 to 705 and encodes 234 amino acids. The transcript has 3 exons. The record is from RefSeq and is a predicted model, not a curated record. NCBI's taxonomy places the organism in Eukaryota, Fungi, Basidiomycota, Agaricomycetes, Boletales, Suillaceae.